Paramecium primaurelia is the source of this 213-nucleotide messenger RNA. The record is from the annotation of a GenBank genome assembly. Lineage: Eukaryota; Ciliophora; Oligohymenophorea; Peniculida; Parameciidae.
AUGAACAGGUUUGAUUUAGGGAAACCUAGCAGUUUCCAGUCUGAGUGUUUGAAUAUCAUCCAAACAUUACAGUAAGAGGAGAGGUAAUUUCCCUUUUUAUAUCUUAAUAGGAUUCCAGUUGAAGUUCAAGUCAUUAGUGCUCGAAGAAUUCAAAUACUUUCAAUGGGUCGGUCUAAAAUUUUGGAUAUAAUAAUUGUGCUGAGUAUAGAAUGA